Messenger RNA from Calliphora vicina (urban bluebottle blowfly), 2922 nucleotides. It is a transcript of the gene Sec5, whose product is annotated as secretory 5. Bases 92 to 2800 code for a protein of 902 amino acids. The transcript has 9 exons. Gene Ontology annotation, biological process: Golgi to plasma membrane transport; exocytosis. NCBI's taxonomy places the organism in Eukaryota, Metazoa, Arthropoda, Insecta, Diptera, Calliphoridae. The record is from RefSeq and is a predicted model, not a curated record. Gene Ontology annotation, cellular component: exocyst.
UUUAUUAGAAAAUAAAAAAAAAUAAAGGGUGUCGUUUUUCUUUUCAUCUGUAUGAUUUGUUCAAUUUACGAAAAGAAAAUCCUCUAGUGUUAUGGCUCCACAACCUGUAGUAACUGGUCUUUCACCAAAAGAAGGUCCGCCUGGGACCCGUGUUAUAAUACGUGGCGAAUUUUUGGGUUCUAAACCAACAGAUUUGAUAGGUUUAAAAAUUUGUGGUUUUGAUUGUCUACUGUCGGCUGAAUGGGUGUCGCCCAACAAAAUUAUCGCUCGCACUGGUCCAGCUAAGGGUAUUGGCGAUAUCAUUGUUACCACAAAUAGUGGUGGUGUGGGCUCCUCCUCUGUGCAGUUCAGAGCCAUAGGAAAUAAUGAAAUAAUAGGACCCGUAAAAGAGUCACCUGUAUGGGUAGAUGAGGCACCAUCACAAAAUUUUGCUUGGGGUAGGCGAACUUUGGUGCAGUCGGUCUUUACACAAGAGGAUCCAUUGGGGCUAUCAACCGAGGGCAAUGAGCAGAAAAAUGUUGAGAAUUUAAGAGAACUCUUUCCAAAUAACAGCGGCGACUUGUUGCAAGAAAACUUUUCGCCAGCCUUGUUCUUGUUGGAAAAGCAUUCGGCCACUACAUUUGCCGAUCUGAAAGCUGGUCUUAAUUAUCUGAAUCGAAAAGUAGAGUCACAAAAGGAGGGUCAACUAUCCUUUUUGAAAUCGAAUGCCGGCUCUGUUAUCGACCAGUUGGAUACUAUGAUGAAUAUAAGGGACAAAUUACAGGAAGAUCAAAAACAGUAUGGGCCGGAACCUCUGCGUGUAUUGCAAGAGGAAAUUGAAAAUUCUAUUUCUGAGUCCGAAAAUAUUUUCAAUGAUGUAUUGUUGCGCAAAGAAAAGGCUGAUUCCACUAGGGCAGUGCUGUUGGCUUUAUCUCGCCACAAAUUUUUGUUCUGUUUACCAAACUCCGUAGAAAAAAAGGCUGCCGCUGGAGAAUUCGAUAUUGUUGUUAACGAUUAUGCCAGAGCAAAGAGUCGUUUCAGUAAAACUGAAAUUCCGAUAUUCCGAAAAGUAAUGGAAGAAGUCGAUCAGCGUAUUUUACAAAUACGCAAACAAUUACACGAAAAAGUCAUAAAAAUGCCCCAAAGCGUCGAACAGCAACGUAAACUUAUUAAAGCUCUAAUAAGUCUAGAAGUUCAACAGUCCGGAAAUAUCAUAAAUGACAAGCUACGUAAUACAGAUCCAGCUUGGGAUGCCAUAGAUGCAAGAUCCAAAUAUUUAGAACAGACGUUUAAGCAAACAUUUGAACAAUAUGCCAGCAAAGAUGCUCAAGGAGCCGAAAAGAGCAAAAAUCGUGAUAUAUCCCAAACACCCAACCGUGUGCUGUUCUGUGAAGAAAUUUGUGAAAUAGCAGCAUCCCAAUUGCCGGACUUGUGGCGUCUGGGACAGAUGUAUUUCACGGGAGAACUGAGAGGUCCUAAUGAUCCCAGACCAGGAGAUUUUAAGCGCAUGAUCUUGAAUGCCAUUGAAAAAUUCUGUAUUUAUCUGAAAGUGGCUAUGUGUACCACAGAUUCUGAGGCACGUACUCUAAGGCAAUCUGUAGGCCUUAUAUGGCCCAUUAGCCAUGGUUCUCAUGAUGUUUUCAAAUCUUGGUUGCCUCAGUGUUUACGUUAUACACGUAUAACUUAUGCCACUUUGAUUAGUUUGGAUUUGCCUUCAUCGGCUUUGGAUAUUGUACAAAAAUUCAUUGAUGACACACGACUGCACUGUUUCUCUAAUAUUUUUGAAAAGGCCACACAAAAUUGCAAUAAACUAACGGAAUUGGAGACAUGGGAAAUGGGUGUCGAAGAUUUUCCUGGUGCAACCUUAUUGCCACAACGUUUGGAGAAUUUACUAAUUGAAACAUUGGAGGAGGCUCAACAGUCUUGUAUUAAUCCGGAAAUGAGGGAAGGUAACCUUCUAGAGUCAGAAUCGGAUGGGCAACGGGAAGUGUCAUUGCGUUUACAACAAUUGCUGUUAUGUUUUUGUAAUGUUAUACAAGAAUUGGCAUUUAAUUACCAUAAGGAAGAGACCCCAACACACAAUGUCUCUCAGUUACUGGGAUAUCCAAAUAAUCAAUCAAGUGGCCCUGCUUCUGGCAGAUUUACCAGCUUAUCUUCCUCUACAACCACGGCCAUUACCUGGGAACAACGCAUGUUAUGCUGUUUGGCCAACUGUGCCUACUGCAAUAAAAGCUUUUUCCAUAAAGUGGGAAAACUAUUUGAAAAAUAUGGCUAUCCUUUACCUUCAUUGGCUAUUGAAACGGCCCGUUAUUCGGUUAACAAAUUAUUUUCCAACAUCUUGGAUGCCUAUGUGGAGCAUAAGGGCGAUCCUUUAGUUGGUACAAUUGAACCUUCCAUGUAUUUGGGCACAUUUCAGUGGGACAUUGAAAUGCCAAUUGGCCAGUUAAGACCCUACGCCCACGAAUGCUGCGAUAAUCUGGUGGGAGUUUUUUCGGAAAUCUUUACUAUAUCACCCGCUCUAUUGAGACCCAUACUUGAGCCUAUUGUUCUGACUAUAUCCGAGGAGUUGGGUCGUUUAAUGGGUUUUGUAAGGCAGUUCAGUUAUUCGGGAGCCAUACAAGCCAGUGUUGAUAUACGCUUACUAAGAGAUACUCUAAGAUUAUAUACAAACGAAACUGGAAGAAACUAUUUCCUUGAGGCCUUAGAAGCCAUCAAUCCUCCACUUGAUGCCGAUCAACAAAAACAAGCUGACGAUAUACUAGAGCGUGUUAAGGAUCGCAUGAAAUUACAAUUAAUGUGCUUUUCCGUAAAGGAUCCUUAAACGUGAAAUCAUUUGAAAUAAAACUUGUAUGGUAUUGCUUAAAAAUAUAUUUUUAAAAUAUAAUUACAGCUUAUUUAAAAAUAAUAUAGCUAAACAUGGUGAGCGUUGCUGGUAGAAAGUAA